Messenger RNA from Vollenhovia emeryi, 1005 nucleotides. Its product is annotated as transient receptor potential cation channel protein painless-like. NCBI's taxonomy places the organism in Eukaryota, Metazoa, Arthropoda, Insecta, Hymenoptera, Formicidae. The transcript has 2 exons. The record is from RefSeq and is a predicted model, not a curated record. The coding region runs from base 1 to 1005 and encodes 334 amino acids. Gene Ontology annotation, molecular function: protein binding.
AUGCAUAAACUUCCUGUCCUUAACAAUGACGCUCCUAUUCACUUUGCUACCGAAGGCACACACGUGGCCACAUUGGAAGUUUUGCUAGCGGAACCAACGAUAAAUCCAAAUCUCGAAGCGGGACGGCAAACUGCCUUGCACAUCGCGGUGAAAAAGAAUGACCUGACCUGCGUCGAUCGGCUGCUGAAUGCAGGUGCCAGCGCAAGUAUUCCGAAUAACGAGGGCCUGACGGCCCUCCACUUGGCGGCGAUGAGGGGCCAGUGCGACAUGGUGAAACUGAUACUAGGAAACAGCCAACAGUGUCCAGACAUCGACACCUACAAAGAUUACAACGACCAGACGACGCGAGAGGUGAUUCAGCAGUUGCUGCCGGAUGUGUCGUUGCCACCCAAAUGUGGAAAUCGCGAGGUAAACGUGUACGAUCUUAAGUACUAUUUGAUCGCCAACGACGAGAAGAACUUCCUGAAUAGUAUGGAACUUGGCGAGACAAAGGUGCUUCACAACGAAGCCAAACAACUCCUGGAGAUCGCCGUGGAGCGCAAUUUGUACAAAAGUGUGCUUGAACUCUUAGAAAGACUCAAGGGAGAAUCGUUCAGUGUAAAGGAAGCUGCAGAAAUAGCAGUUUGGUACGGUCACGUCCAUAUCCUUCAAAUAUUGCUGCGUGUGCAGCCGGAAGUGGCCAACGACUUGAUACUGAGUGCCUGUCAGCAGCUGGGAAUGCCGAAAAGAAAAGGCAAUGAUACCGAUCGGCUGAUGUGUCUAAAAUUAAUUUUGGACCAGGAAAACGUGGACGUCCGUUGCACAGAGAGCAAUGGCAACACGCCGUUGCAUCACGCAGCCAGAGCGGAUAAUUGCGAAGCGAUGAGUCUGCUUCUCAAACGAGGCAGUUACAUUGGUCACAUGAACGAUUUUAACGUUCCGCCCAUCGCAAACAUUCCGGCCUGCACGCUGUCGCGCCACUUCGACGACUGUUUACGGAUGGGGAAUGGACGAACAAAUACGUGA